GUCAGUUUGUUCAGUCAUUUUUCUGUAUUCAUCAACAGCCAAACAAGAGCACUUCACCAAAGGUCUCAAAACAAUGACUGUGAUGACCCCAGAAAAUUUCAGUCCAAGCAAUACAACUUUGGAUAACUUGCGUCAGUCUUUCAACAUCAUGUCUAUCACUGUUUUCUCCCUGGUCUCUGUCCUCGGUGUGCUCGGGAAUGGAGUGGUUAUCUGGGUGACCGGGUUCAGGAUGAAGAAAACUGUUAACACAGUUUGGUACCUCCACCUUGCUGUGGCCGACUUCAUCUUUGCAGCAUUUCUGCCCUUUAGUGUGACAUUCCUGGCUUUGCGGUUUCACUGGCCUUUCGGUAAUUUCAUGUGCAAGCUGGACGCCACUACAGUCUCUCUGAACAUGUUUGCCAGUGUCUACAUUCUGGUGGUGAUCAGUGUGGACAGAUGUGUGUCUGUGGUGUGGCCUGUCUGGGCUCAGAACCACCGAAAUGUGCGCAACGCAUUCUAUGCGAGUCUGUGUGUUUGGGUGGUGGCUUUGAUCGUCAACAUUCAAUAUUUUUUUUACAUGCACACAGAGGAAGUGUCUAAAGACACAACUUACUGCUUCAGCAGUGUUGAGGAUUUUAAAUAUGCAACACCAUCUGUCUUUCAUACCAUUUCAAUCACCCACUUCCUUCUCGGAUUUGCAGUCCCCUCCACUGUCAUUGUCUCUUGUUAUGCUGUCAUCAUCCAUCAUCUCAGGAGAAACCACACCCUGGCCAGCGAAUCAAGUCGCCCCUUUAAAGUUAUUGCUUCCAUUAUCGUAACUUUUUUUCUGUGCUGGGGGCCCUAUCACAUCAUUGAUCUAAUUCAGUUGGUGGUAUUUAAUCCACCAAAUGAAACAUUUCAUUAUGCCAUUUUAAUUGUGUCGAAUGUCGCUGAGAAUUUGGUCGUUCUUCACUGCUGCUUGAAUCCACUGCUGUAUGUCUUCUUGAGACAAGAUUUUAAGGAUGAAAUCCGAAAAUCCAUCCUGAAUGUGCUGGAGAGUGCCUUCCAGGAAGAGGAGACACGCUCUCCCAGUGACAUGAAGUCAGUGAACACCAGGCAGAGCAGAGAGAAGUCAGGUUUGAUUACUGAGGUAUAAGGCUGUAUAUGAGGUAAAUAAAUAUGUUAAAACCUUGAAUAGAAAUAUUCUUUGGGUCUUUUUACUAGCUCUAAAUAUUACUCCAGAGUAAUUUUGUUCAAAUAAACCCUGCUCAUAAAAUUGCGGAAACAGCUAAUGGUACAAAUGGUGCUGUGAUGUAUUAUUUCUGUGCUGUAUUCUGUAUAACGUUUUUCACCUUUUUGGUUACUGUAUUCUGUUCUACUUAUCCAGCCCUGGAAAAGUGGAUGAAGAUGGAUGGAUGGGUUAUUUAACUUUAACUAACUCACAAAGUCUACCAUUCAUUUCUAGUUAUUAAUAAUCACUGUGUUUUGUUAAUAACUUAUUAUAAGCUGAUCACCACUGAGUUCUU
Oreochromis aureus is the source of this 1484-nucleotide messenger RNA. RefSeq names its product chemokine-like receptor 1. The coding region runs from base 74 to 1114 and encodes 346 amino acids. Gene Ontology annotation, molecular function: complement receptor activity; G protein-coupled receptor activity. Gene Ontology annotation, cellular component: plasma membrane. Gene Ontology annotation, biological process: phospholipase C-activating G protein-coupled receptor signaling pathway; inflammatory response; positive regulation of cytosolic calcium ion concentration. The record is from RefSeq and is a predicted model, not a curated record. The transcript is spliced from 2 exons. Lineage: Eukaryota; Metazoa; Chordata; Actinopteri; Cichliformes; Cichlidae.